AUGCAUGCCGUCGGAUUUUUCACUUUGUUGCUGCUGGGGCUGUGCCAAUGUCAAGAGGAGAUCGUGAGGAACGACUUCGAAGGACCAAAUGAGGACGGCUCUUACAAGUUCGCUUAUCAGACACAGGGUGGCAUCUACCACGAGCAACGUGGUUCACUACAGGGCCAAGAACCGGCGUUGGUGGUCGAGGGUCAAUACCAGUACACGGCGCCCGACGGACAGGUGAUAAACGUGAUCUACAGAGCAGACGAAAACGGUUUCCAAGCGACGGGUGACCACCUCCCUACUCCACCGCCCAUCCCGCCAGCGAUACAGCGCGCCCUCGACUAUUUGAAGAGUCUACCGCCGUCGGAGAAUGACUAUUAGAUCUAUAUUGAGAUUAUUGAGGCUUCCCUACAUGGUGAUAUUAAGAUUUUUUUUACAAGAUUGUUCAGUAUUUUGAUCCAUUUCGUGACCCAGCCGCGUUAAGUGCUACUUCAACUAUGGCGCUCGUAUAUAUUUUUAUUGUAUGUUUCUAAUGUAAAUGUGAAUGUUACAAAUUAUUAUAAUUUAUUUAAAUAUUAGUGCAAUAUUCAGUGAUAUAUGUACAUAAAAACGAGAUUACUAUUUACUUACUUAUAUACAUUUUAGAUAUUUUUCAGAUAGCUUGUAUAUUUUCAUUGCAG
Messenger RNA from Cydia pomonella (codling moth), 665 nucleotides. Its product is annotated as endocuticle structural glycoprotein ABD-4-like. Bases 1 to 366 code for a protein of 121 amino acids. The record is from RefSeq and is a predicted model, not a curated record. Lineage: Eukaryota; Metazoa; Arthropoda; Insecta; Lepidoptera; Tortricidae. Gene Ontology annotation, molecular function: structural constituent of chitin-based larval cuticle. Gene Ontology annotation, cellular component: chitin-based extracellular matrix. The transcript is spliced from 4 exons.